Vespa mandarinia (Asian giant hornet) is the source of this 598-nucleotide messenger RNA. RefSeq names its product dynein light chain 90F (gene Dlc90F). Gene Ontology annotation, molecular function: dynein intermediate chain binding. The record is from RefSeq and is a predicted model, not a curated record. Gene Ontology annotation, biological process: microtubule-based movement. Lineage: Eukaryota; Metazoa; Arthropoda; Insecta; Hymenoptera; Vespidae. Gene Ontology annotation, cellular component: cytoplasm; cytoplasmic dynein complex.
UCAAUUUUUGGUUAAAUAUCCUAGUGCAGUCAUUUUACAAAAAUAUUUUGACGUAUGAAAGUGUCACGCCUGUGAGCUGUCAAGGAUUUAUUCAUUUAUACGACUACAUUGCGAAGUAACAUAAUAUAAGGAAUAAAAAUUAUUUCCUUAUUCUUCGUUAAAAUAUAUUCUUAAUAAUUUAUCGUCAUGGAGGAUAUGCAAGAAGAGACACAAUUUGUGGUCGAUACCGUAAGCAAAAUUAUUAAAGAAGCUAUUGAAGUAUCCAUCGGUGGAAAUGCUUAUCAGCAUAAUAAAGUUAAUCAAUGGACAUCAAACGUCGUUGAAGCUUGUCUAGGAAAUCUUACAAGACUGCAAAAACCAUAUAAAUAUAUUGUCACAUGUACAAUCAUGCAAAAAAAUGGAGCUGGAUUACAUACGGCUAGUUCAUGCUUUUGGGAUAAUGCAACCGAUGGAAGCUGUACCGUACGUUGGGAAAACAAGACUAUGUAUUGUAUUGUUUCUGUAUUUGGUUUAGGAAUAUAAUACUUGAAGGAUGACUUUCCAAAUAAUCUAUAUAUUUCAUGAUUAAGUAAUAAAUAUAGUAAUAUUGAAAGAAAAA